UCCAUCACUCUAAGGGUCUCGAAAAGAUUACCAGGACAACAAAUCCCUGCAUCCUCUGCUAUCUUUUGCAUAAUCCAAGAUGAAAAACCAAUCUGAUCUUACUCCAGCUAGCGUUCCGGUAGCAGUAUUGAAGUCCAGUGGCCGGAAAAUCCCACUCUUAGGAUUCGGCACCGUAGCAUUUCCAAACGUGGAUCAUGAAGUUGUGAAAGCGGCGGUUCUUGAAGCAAUUAAGCUGGGUUACAGACAUUUUGACACUGCAACUCUUUACUACUCAGAGGAGCCAAUUGGAGAAGCCAUCGCUGAAGCAGUUUCGCAGGGCCUGAUCAAAUCAAGAGAAGAUCUCUUCAUCACCACCAAGCUCUGGUGCAGUGAUGCUCAUCCCGGGCUUGUCCUCCCAGCCCUCAAGAAUAGCCUCAAAAAAAUCAAGUUGGAUUACAUAGAUCUCUAUCUUAUCCACUGGCCUGUGAGUACAAAACCCGGAACCUACGAGUUCCCGAUGAAGAAAGAAGAUUUUAUGCCCAUGGACUUCAAAGCUGUUUGGGCAGAUAUGGAGGAGUGUCAGAGAAAAGGACUCGCACGAAGCAUCGGCGUCAGCAAUUUCUCCUGUAAAAAGCUCUCUUUCAUCCUGGCCAAUGCACAGAUACCCCCUGAUGUCAACCAGGUAGAGUUCAAUCCACUGUGGCAACAAAAGAAGCUUCGGGAGUUCUGCGAGGCCAAUGGCGUUCUGCUCACUGCUUACUCUGUUUUAGGAGCUUUAGUAAGCAAUGGAGGAAGCAAUAAGGUGAUGGAGUGUGAGCAGCUGAAGGAAAUCGCCAGGGCCAAAGGGAAAACUGUUGCCCAGAUUUGCCUCAGAUGGGCAUGUGAACAAGGAGUUUGUGUACUCGCCAAGAGCUUCAACAAGGAGAGGAUGAAAGAGAAUCUUGAGAUUUUCGACUGGGAAUUGACGGAGGAAGAAUCAAAGAAGAUCGAUGAGAUCCCACAGAGCAGAGGAUAUCUUGGAGAAGAUUACAUCUCUGAGCACGGGCCAUACGAGACAUUUGAGGAGCUCUGGGAUGGUGAAACGUAAGCUGCAGCAGAGGGAAACGACGGACACUACUUACAACUAGGUCUCGUGCGUGCCAAACUCUUUUGUUAAGCAAGUAGGGAGGAACUAAUGAAGCUGAAUCUAAAGAGCAGGAGUCUUUUUAGUAGAAGAGUCGUAAUAAUGUUUUAAUUGGUGCUCGCAUGAAGAGGCACCGAAUUGCCAGUAUAUUUUGAAUUCAAAUAGACAAAGUACCUUGAAAGUUCUACCAAA
Messenger RNA from Eucalyptus grandis, 1294 nucleotides. RefSeq names its product non-functional NADPH-dependent codeinone reductase 2. Bases 80 to 1066 code for a protein of 328 amino acids. Gene Ontology annotation, cellular component: cytosol. NCBI's taxonomy places the organism in Eukaryota, Viridiplantae, Streptophyta, Magnoliopsida, Myrtales, Myrtaceae. The transcript has 4 exons. Gene Ontology annotation, molecular function: aldose reductase (NADPH) activity. The record is from RefSeq and is a predicted model, not a curated record.